Messenger RNA from Fusarium subglutinans, 1536 nucleotides. Its product is annotated as Coenzyme A disulfide reductase. Lineage: Eukaryota; Fungi; Ascomycota; Sordariomycetes; Hypocreales; Nectriaceae. The record is from RefSeq and is a predicted model, not a curated record. The transcript has 3 exons. The coding region runs from base 1 to 1536 and encodes 511 amino acids. Gene Ontology annotation, molecular function: oxidoreductase activity; flavin adenine dinucleotide binding.
AUGCCUCGAAGAAUCAUUAUUGUCGGUGGCGUUGCGGGCGGUAUGUCCGCGGCCACCCGUCUUCGACGUCUCGACGAAUCAACCAUCAUCGCUGUGUUCGAACAGGGAGCUUAUACCGGCUUCGCCAACUGCGGCAUCCCCUACGCGCUGGGCAAGGUUAUUGAGCAUGACGAAGAGCUGAUCCUCCGCACGCCAAAUGACUUCAAGCAGCGAUUCAAUAUUGAUGUUCAUCUUGGAGCUGAAGUCGUCAUUAUCGAUCGUGCAAGACAUUCAGUCAGUGUAUGGACUGAAGGAGAUGGCUGUAUGCGUCAGUUUGGCUACGACAAGCUCAUACUUGCCCAAGGUGCCGAGGCAUUUCGGCCUCCAUGUGCUGGGGCGGAAUUGGACAACGUUGCCACAAUGCAAACAAUUACUGACCUCCAAAAUGUACAUGAUUUGCUGUCAGAUCGCGAUGUAAAGCUUGGACUCGAUGUUUCAAUUGUCGAGUAUGGAUCGCAUCUAUCCUUGAAUGAGUCGGCCCAGAUGAUCGAUAAAUCCCGAGUCAUCCUAUCUAGUGGACUCGCAAUACCCGCCGACGUGGUGAUUUUAGCUGCCGGAGUCAGGGCCAGAACACGUCUGGCAAAGCAGGCAGGUUUGGUGUUGGGCGCGACAGGAGUCAGCGUCAACACUCACAUGCAAACAUCUGACCCUGACAUAUAUGCAGUCGGGGAUAUGGUUGAGACACAAAAUAAUGUCAUGGAAAAGCCGGCAAUGCUCGCCCUGGCUGGCCCCGCCAACAGACAAGGUCGAAUGGCGGCUGACCAUAUCUGCGGCAAGACGGUGAAUUAUCGAGGAAAUAUUGGCACACCCGUCUGUCGGGUGUUUGGUCUGACGCUCGGCUUUGUCGGACUUUCGACUCAAGUGCUCCGUCAGCUUGGCCAUGAUCCUCUUUCGGUCACGGUGCACCCUCCAGAUCAUGCAGGAUAUUUUCCAGGCUCACAAACAAUGACUAUCAGACUUGCUUUCCGGAAGGAAACAGGGCACAUUAUGGGAGCGCAGAUUAUAGGCAAAAGUGGUGUUGACAAGCGAAUCGACGUGCUGGCGACAGCAAUGCAGUUUGGCAGCACGGUCUUUGAUCUCGAGCAUCUUGAGUUGGGAUACGCGCCACCAUAUGGCUCGGCAAAAGACACAGUCAACAUGGUUGGUUCUGUCGCAUCUAAUAUUCUUCGCGGAGACUGCAAGAUUGUCCAAGGUGAAGAGCUCAUCAGAGAGAAACUCGACAAAAUGCAAGUUGUAGAUGUCCGCUCUCCCGAGGAGUUUGCUCGUGGUCAUCUUUAUCAGGCAGUCAACCUUCCGCUCAACAACCUGAGGCAACAGUUGGCCGCUCUGGAUAGAUCAAGAUCAACUCUGGUAUACUGUCAAGUUGGCUACCGCGGCUGUUUGGCUUACUGCAUUCUCAAACAGUUCAAAUUUGAUGUCGUUAAUCUGGAUGGGGGCUUUAUGACAGUAGUUCAAGGAGGAUAUCAAUUAUUACGUAGCCGAAGUCUGGCAAGUUAA